AAAUCAUCAAUUUUGCUCAACCCAUUUAUGUGCAGCGGGAGGAUCCGAAUUCGCGUCAAAAUACGAUACGUCAAAUUGUACAACGCGCACGUUCCGAGGAUGAAUGGCCUCAAGUUGUGAUAUUUUCCGAGGGUACAUGCACUAAUCGAAAGGCGUUGAUUAAAUUUAAGCCUGGAGCUUUUUAUCCGGGGGUGCCGGUACAGCCGGUGUUGUUGAAGUACCCCAACAAAUAUGAUUCAUUCACUUGGACAUGGGAUGGACCUGGCGUCCUGAAGCUACUUUGGCUGACGAUGGCGCAAUUCUAUAGUCGUUGCGAAAUCGAAUUUUUGCCUGUCUACACGCCAUCAGAAGAGGAAAAAGCUGAUGCAAAUUUAUAUGCACAAAAUGUGCGCGAUGUUAUGGCGAAAGCACUCGGUGUGCCAACGUCAGAAUAUUCAUUCGAA
Rhagoletis zephyria (snowberry fruit fly) is the source of this 443-nucleotide messenger RNA. Its product is annotated as lysophosphatidylcholine acyltransferase-like. Gene Ontology annotation, molecular function: lysophosphatidic acid acyltransferase activity. The record is from RefSeq and is a predicted model, not a curated record. Gene Ontology annotation, cellular component: endoplasmic reticulum. NCBI's taxonomy places the organism in Eukaryota, Metazoa, Arthropoda, Insecta, Diptera, Tephritidae.